CUGGAAGAGACCGUCUGCCGAGCCCACGUGUUCCGUGCAGCAUGGCGGAGAUGAAGAGCCCCUCGAAAGCCGAGCCUGCGCCUGCCGCAGAAUCUCCCCAAGGCGACCGCCGCGGUCUGCUGGAGCACAGCCGCGAGUUCUUGGACUUCUUCUGGGACAUCGCGAAGCCGGAGCAGGAAACGCGGCUCCAGGCCACGGAGAAACUGCUGGAGUACUUGCGCACAAGGCCGAGUGGCUCAGAGAUGAAAUACGCCCUGAAGCGCCUGAUCACUGGGCUUGGGGUGGGCCGAGAAGCCGCUCGGCCGUGCUACAGUCUCGCGCUGGCACAGCUGUUACAGUCUUUCGAGGACAUCCCCUUGUGCAGCAUCCUGAGUCAGAUACAAGAGAAACACAAUCUGCAGAGCGUGAACAAGGCAAUGAUGAGACCCACUCUCUUUGCAAACCUGUUUGGAGUGCUAGCCCUCUUUCAGUCAGGCCGCCUGGUGAAGGACCAAGAGGCCCUGAUGAAAUCAGUGAGAUUGCUGAAGAUCCUGUCCCAUCACCACAACCAUUUGCAGGGCCAGCCAAUGAAGGCCCUGGUGGACAUCCUAUCUGAGGUCCCAGAGUCCAUCUUCCAGGAGAUCCUGCCGAAGGUCCUCAAGGAUGACUUGAAAGUGAUCCUCAGCUCCCCUAAGCACUUGGAGCUCUUCCUUUUGGCUCAGCAGAGGGUACCAACAAAGCUCGAGUCGCUGAUGGGCACUGUUGACCUGUUCUCAGAAGCAAAUAUUCCCAGUCUGGUGAACAUACUGAAGGUGGCGGCCAACUCUGUGCGCAAGGAGCACAAGCUACCCGACGUGGCUCUGGACCUGCUCCGCCUGGCACUUAAGGAAAACAAGUUCACAGUGUUCUGGAAGGAGGUUUUGGAGGAGGGGCUGCUGAAGAAGCCCUGCUGGACAUCCAGCUACAUGUGUUUCCGCCUGCUGGGUGCAUCCCUGCCCCUGCUGUCAGAAGAGCAGCUGCAGCUGGUAAUGCGGGGAGACUUGAUCCGCCAUUUUGGGGAGCACAUGGUGAUUUCUAAGCCCCAAAACCUGUUCAAGUUCAUCCCAGAGAUAAGUACAUAUGUGGGUACCUUCCUCGAAGGCUGCCAGGAUGACCCUAAGCGGCAGUUUGCUAUGAUGGUAGCCUUUACGUCCAUCACCAACCAGGGUCUCCCCGUUAUGCCUACCUUCUGGCGUGUCACGCGGUUUUUGAAUACUGAAGCCCUGCAGAGCUAUGUGUCCUGGUUGCGGGACAUGUUCCUCCAGCCUGACCUGGAUGCCUUGGUUGACUUCAGCACUGUCAACCAGAAGAGAGCUCAGGACGCCUCGAUCAAUGUGCCUGAGCGAUCUGUGUUCCGGCUCCGGAAGUGGAUCAUCCAUCGUCUAGUCAGCCUUGUGGACCAUCUGCACCUGGAGAAGGAUGAUGCUGUUGUUGAGCAAGUAGCCAGGUUUUGCUUGUUCCACGCCUUCUUCAAGACAAAGAAGGCCACUCCCCAGAUCCCAGAGACAAAGCAGCGCUUCUCCUUUCCUUUGGACAACCGGAACCGGGGGUUCAUCAUUGGUGCCUUCUUCAGCCUGCUACAGACCCUCAGUGUGAAAUUCAGGCAGAUGCCAGACCUGGCUGAAAGUGGGAAGCCCUGGACGCACCGCCUGGUGCAGUUGGCAGACAUGCUCUUGAACCACAGCCGAAACGUAACCAUCGUGACACCCUUCACAACACAGCAGCGCCAGGCCUGGGACCAGAUGAUGAGUACUCUGAAGGAACUAGAAGCCCGCUCCUCAGAGCCUAAGGCCAGUGCCUUCCAGCACCUGCUGCUUCUAGUGGGCCUCCACCUCUUCAAGUCUCCUGAAGAGGCCUGUGAUGUCCUAGGUGACAUCCAGACUUGCAUCAAGAAAAGCAUGGAGCAGAAUCCCCGCCGAUCACGCUCUAGGGCCAAAGCCUCCCAGGAGCCAGUGUGGGUGGAGGUGAUGGUGGAGAUCUUGCUGUCCUUGCUGGCUCAACCCAGCAACUUGAUGCGCCAGGUGGUCCGGAACGUAUUUGGCCAUAUCUGUUCCCACCUUACUCCACGUGGUCUGCAGCUAAUCCUGGCUGUCCUCAACCCUGAGAAAAAUGAGGAUGAGGAUGACAACCUGGUGGUCACUGAUGAUACCGAUGAGAAGCAGCUGAAGCAUGGAGAGGAAGAAGACUCAGAUAGUGAGGACAAUAAGAGCUCAGCGAGUGAUGCGGAGAGCGUGGAGAGCGAGGAUGGGGAAGAGAGUGAAGAAGAGGACCGUGAUAAGGAUGUGGACCCAGGCUUCCGUCAGCAGCUAAUGGAAGUGUUGCAAGCUGGGAAUGCACUGGGUGGAGUGGACGAUGAGGACAAUGAGGAGGAGCUUGGGGAUGAGGCCAUGAUGGCCCUUGACCAGAGCCUGGCCAGCCUCUUUGCAGAGCAGAAGCUGCGCAUCCAGGCCCGGCAAGAGGAGAAGAACAAGGUGCAGAAGGAGAAGAAGCUCCGGCGGGACUUCCAGAUCCGGGCACUAGACCUGAUCGAGGUGCUGGUGACCAAGCAGCCUGAGCACCCCCUGAUCCUUGAGCUACUUGAGCCACUGCUGAACAUGAUCCAGCACAGCAUGCGCAGCAAAGGCUCCACCAAGCAGGAGCAGGACCUCCUGCACAAGACUGCCCGCAUCUUCAUGCACCAUCUGUGCCGUGCUCGCCACUACUGCCACGAGGUGCAGCCCUGUGCAGAGGCUCUGCAUGCCCAGGUGGAACGGCUUGUGCAGCAGGCCGGAAGCCAGGCUGAUGCCUCAGUCGCCCUUUACUACUUCAAUGCCUCUCUGUACCUGCUGCGAGUCCUCAAGGGCAACACCACUAAGAGGCACCAAGAUGAUCAGAAACUACAGGGCACUGACACCAAGCCUGAACCCACGGACUCGAAGGACCACACUGCCAACUGCUUGGACUUGGACUUUGUGACCCGGGUGUACUCAGCAGCACUGAAAUCUCUUCUGAGCAAGCGUAACAGCCCACUCACUGUCCCCAUGUUCCUCAGCCUCUUCUCCCGAUACCCAGUGAUCUGUAAGAACCUGCUUCCUAUCCUGGUACAGCAUGUGGCUGGUCCAUCACGGCCCCGCCAUCAGGCCCAGGCCUGCCUGCUGCUCCAGAAGACCCUGUCUGCACGGGAGCUGAGAGUAUGUUUUGAGGAUCCUGAGUGGGAGCAGCUGAUUGGCCAAGUCUUGGGAAUGGUCACCCAGAGCCUGCAGACACUUGGGGAGGCCCAAAGCAAAGGGGAGCACCAGAGGGAGCUGUCCACCUUGGAGCUGCUGAACACGCUCUUCAAGACAAUCAAUCACGAGAAGCUGUCUGUGGACCUCACUACUCUGUUGGCCUUGCUGCAGAGCAAGCAGCAGAGGCUGCAGCAAAACCUACAACAGGGGAAUCACUCCUCUGGCUCCAACCGCCUCUACGACCUCUACUGGCAGUCCAUGAGGAUGCUAGGAGUACAGCGUCCCAAGUCAGAAAAGAAGAAUGCCAAGGAUAUUCCUAUUGAUACCCAGAGUCCCAUUAGCAUGAAGCGAAAGAAAAAGGGAUUCUUGCCGGAGACCAAGAAGCGAAAGAAGCUGAAAUCUGAAGGCACCACACCAGGAAAGGAUGCUGCCCCGGGGCAGGGUGCAGUACCAGGGGAUGCCGCGCCAGCUGCCACUGGUCAAGACCAGACCCCCAGCACAGGCAAGAAGAAGAGGAAGAGGAUGAGGAUGAGGGCCAACACCCCAUCCCAGGUGAAUGGGACACCUGGGGCCAAGUGUCCAACUCCCAACAACCCCACCGUAAGCCCCAACACCCCUGCCAAGACCCCAAAACUUCAGAAGAAAAAAGGGAAGCUGUCACAGGUGAAUGGAGCCACUCCUGCGUCCCCCAUAGAGCCUGAAGGCAAAAGGCACCAUCAGAAGGCUCUGCCCACAAAGGUCGUAAGAAAGUCCCCCCAGUCUGCCCUACCACAAAAAAGGGCCAGGCUGUCUUUGGUCAGCAGGAGCCCCAGCCUGUUACAGAGUGGGGUCAAGAAAAGGAGAGUGGCCAGGAGGAAAGUUCAGACACCUUGAGUGUGGUGUGUGGUCUGUUUUCCCCCUGCCUUCACCAGCCCCAGAGACUCCUAUUUUUUCACCAAUAUUUUAAUAAAGAAGCCAUGAUGGAUG
This is a messenger RNA of Psammomys obesus (fat sand rat), 4190 nucleotides long. It is a transcript of the gene Mybbp1a, whose product is annotated as MYB binding protein 1a. Gene Ontology annotation, molecular function: transcription corepressor activity; RNA binding; sequence-specific DNA binding. Gene Ontology annotation, cellular component: nucleolus. The transcript is spliced from 26 exons. The record is from RefSeq and is a predicted model, not a curated record. NCBI's taxonomy places the organism in Eukaryota, Metazoa, Chordata, Mammalia, Rodentia, Muridae. Gene Ontology annotation, biological process: regulation of DNA-templated transcription. Bases 42 to 4097 code for a protein of 1351 amino acids.